Nycticebus coucang (slow loris) is the source of this 7420-nucleotide messenger RNA. RefSeq names its product opioid binding protein/cell adhesion molecule like (gene OPCML). NCBI's taxonomy places the organism in Eukaryota, Metazoa, Chordata, Mammalia, Primates, Lorisidae. Gene Ontology annotation, cellular component: neuron projection. Bases 1022 to 2086 code for a protein of 354 amino acids. The record is from RefSeq and is a predicted model, not a curated record. The transcript has 8 exons.
GGUGUCGGGGACAGCGGGGCGCCGAGGUGCCCCAGGCCAGGGUCAGGUGGGCGCCGGAGCCCCGCGCCGUCCGCGGGGAUGAGCGCGCAGUCCGUGCCGCCCGCCCGCCGGCUCGCUCCGAAGCGGCUCCGGGAGAAAGUGGCGGUCAGGGAUGGAGCUGCUGCCAUGACAACCCCGGCGGUCGGGGGCCGCGCGCGUCGGGGCUGCUCCUGGGAGGAAGGCGGCGCGGAGGCCGGGGGCGGCCGCUGAGCGUGGCGUCCGCGCGUCCCCGCGUCCCGUGCCGCGUCCCCGGAGGAGGCGGGGGCCGCCGUCCGCCCAGCUCCCCGCGCCCGGAGCCUGCGCCGGGGGGCUGGCGAGCGCGGGCCGGGCUGGCCGCGAGGCGCCGACCGCUGGGAGCACCGCCGCCGACCGAGGAUCCGCGCUGCGCCGGUUGCGUCCCCGCCUGGAACUUUUUUUGCCUCCGCUGGGCUCCAGAUGCGAGACUUGGGGCUGGUUUAUAAAUAUUUCUAUACAUAUAUGUGAUCUAAUAAAACAUUUUCUCCUCUCCUUGAGGCAGCAGCUUUUUAUGACAUCUUCUUUAUGUCAGAGACACUUGCCUUCUUCUUUGGGUUAUAAACUUUUGAUGCCAGACCUCUGCAGAACGUGCCCAACUGAAUCUUAAAGUAGCGUCUUGAAGAGAGGGGCCGAGGAGGCGCAAUCCGUGACCUUCAUCCCCGCACCUGCCUUCCUCCUCCCCCUUCCUGGCUGCCUCCCUCCUCCCCAGGGGAGUGUCGAGAAAGCUCUUUUUUGGAUGCAGGAGGGGGCCUCUGGUUCUGCUGGGCUGGAAAGCUGAGGCAGGAUUUGAGCAAGAAUUAUUAGACUCCGGAGAGCCUGGACUCCUUUCUCCUUCCUCUUUUCUGCUCCUGGCGCGCUCUCUCCCGCUCCUUUCUCCCCACGCCACUUCCUGAGACCGGCUGGUGUGCGGGGCGGGGGACCAGGACCGCGCCGCUGCCGGAGUUCUGGGAAGUUGUGGCUGUCGAGGAUGGGGGUCUGUGGGUACCUGUUCCUGCCCUGGAAGUGCCUCGUGGUCGUGUCUCUCAGGCUGCUGUUCCUUGUACCCACAGGAGUGCCGGUGCGCAGCGGAGAUGCCACCUUCCCCAAAGCUAUGGACAACGUGACGGUCCGGCAGGGGGAGAGCGCCACCCUCAGGUGUACAAUAGACGACCGGGUCACCCGGGUGGCCUGGCUGAACCGCAGCACCAUCCUCUACGCCGGGAAUGACAAAUGGUCCAUAGACCCGCGAGUGAUCAUCCUGGUCAACACGCCGACCCAGUACAGCAUCAUGAUCCAGAAUGUGGACGUGUAUGACGAAGGUCCAUAUACCUGCUCUGUGCAGACAGACAAUCACCCCAAAACUUCCCGGGUCCACCUCAUAGUGCAAGUUCCUCCCCAGAUCAUGAACAUCUCCUCGGACGUCACGGUGAAUGAGGGAAGCAGUGUGACCCUGCUGUGUCUUGCUAUUGGCAGACCAGAGCCAACUGUGACAUGGAGACACCUGUCAGUCAAAGAAGGCCAGGGCUUUGUAAGUGAGGAUGAAUACCUGGAAAUCUCAGACAUCAAACGCGACCAGUCUGGGGAGUAUGAAUGCAGCGCCUUGAAUGAUGUGGCCGCACCCGAUGUGAGGAAAGUAAAAAUCACUGUAAACUAUCCUCCAUAUAUAUCAAGAGCCAAGAACACUGGUGUUUCAGUUGGUCAGAAGGGAAUCCUGAGCUGUGAAGCCUCUGCGGUCCCCAUGGCUGAAUUCCAGUGGUUCAAGGAAGACACCAGGUUAGCCACUGGCCUGGAUGGUAUGAGGAUUGAGAAUAAAGGCCACAUGUCCACGUUGACCUUCUUCAAUGUUUCAGAAAAGGAUUAUGGAAACUACACUUGUGUGGCCGCAAACAAGCUUGGGAACACCAACGCCAGCAUCACAUUGUAUGAAAUAAGCCCCUCAUCAGCAGUGGCAGGGCCUGGAGCAGUCAUUGAUGGUGUAAACUCGGCCUCUAGAGCGCUGGCUUGUCUCUGGCUAUCAGGGACCCUCUUUGCCCACUUCUUCAUCAAGUUUUGAUAAGAAAUCGUAGGUCCUCUGAGCAACACCUGUUUCUCCAUAUCACAGACUUUUAUCUGCACUGCGGAGGGCAAACCAGUUUGGGCUUCUUUUUGUUUCUAUUAUUCUUAGUGAUUUCUCUUUUCUUUUUCCUUUUUCUUUUUGUGUUUGUUUAUUUGCUUUUGUUUCCCGGUUGGAAUGAGUGGGGUUAGGGGGGAGGGGCGGGCAGGGUUCUACCAUGUGUGGGAUAAUCAUUCAUUGGUGUGUCCAAAAAUGAGAUCUCUUCUGCUACCUUGGCCCUUCCCUUUCCUCUGCGCCUCUCCCUGUCAUUACCACCAUCCUCCCCACACAUACACACCAAAACAUGAAGUUCCAUUUGGGUGAAAAAUGUGCCUCAUGACAAACACCCUAAAGACACGCCCUGACUCAUAACGUACUACGCAGCCAGAGUCACAGCCAAGUGUCCUAUUCUCUGUAUCUGUUUAGCUUUGGGUCAUUUUCCUGACUAUAAUGUACAUAUCCCUUCCUAUGUUUAUUACUAUUACCUAACUCCAUUAGGGUUCACAGCUUUUCUUUCUCGGAGGCUAUCUUGGUAUAUCCAUAUCUAAUACAGAUAUAGAUAUAUUUAGAUCAUUUUGCCAUCUUCUGUAGCCAUUCUGCCCUAUUAUUUCUUUUACCAGAUAUGGGGAUUAGAGCAGUGGUUCUCAACCUUCCUAAUGCCGCAAUGUAUUUUCAUUGUUAGAAAGGGGUUGCGACCCACAGGUUGAGAACUGCUAGAUUAGAGGUUGGGGGCCCUGCACACAACCCAGAACUAAAAAUUUAAAAAUCAAGUCACCAAAAAAAAAAAAAAAAAAAAGAGGAAGAGAUAUUUGCAGCAUAGCGCUUUUCUUUUUUAAAAAUGCUAUUCACCUCAUAGAAGUGAUUGAUAGAUGGCUGAUUUAUUUAGGUUUUAUCAAGCUAUCUAUCAAAGUAAUCAUACGGUUAUCCAUCUACUCAAUUGUCUGAUUUAUCUCUCCAUCCAAUGAUCUACCCACCUGUCGUCCUCUCUCACAAUCUGUUUAUUCCAUUUAUCAAUCUAUCAAUGUAAUUGUCCAACAUUUCUUUCUAUUUCUCUUCCCACUACUAAUUCAUCACCAUAUUAAUCUCGAAUCAUCCUGUGUCCUUCUCACCGCAUUCAUUUCUUCUCCACAUCAGCAGAUAUUGGCAUCUUCAUAACUGCCUAUAAACAUCUCAUGUGAAAGCCAAUGAUCUCAUAGGCUCACAAUACAAAAGAGCAAUACCCUGUGUCAUGGACUCUUUAAAAUCUGGUAUCCUAUCCACCCAAGGUAGAUGCUAACAGAUGGACCAAAGCAGUAUUCUAACGAUCAGUCACUCACUGUUCCCAGAAGAGACUAUAUUUUCUAAAACAUCUUGAGAAGGAGAUCAGCCCUGGAAAAGUCUUGAUUUGUACAGUGAUUCUCCUUUCACACUUGAAGGACUAAACUAUCAACCCUCACGCUUCUCUUAGCCCUUCAAGAAAGUGCACAUCAGGAAGCAACGGGACCUACUCCAUGGCUGGCUUUCUUUACCAACAAGAACAUAAGAGGGAAAAAAUCCACAUCUGUCUCUGCAAUGUGAACAGUCCACUCGUCUGAGUGUGAAGGCUUCAGCAAGUAUCUCCUCUCUGCUCCAGUUCUGGUUGAAUCUGUUUGAACACUAUCCAGCCAAAAGCCUAUGGAGGCCAAUUACAUGAUGGGUGUGUUGACGACUCUGGUGUUUGUUUCAGGAAGCUCUUCUGAGCUGAGGGCACUUGAGCAACCGACUUAAUUUUCAAGCACUUGAUUAACACCACACUGCAAACAGAAGGGGAACGUGGAAGUGACAUAGCCUCCUCCUAGGCAGGCUGAUUCUCCAGUGGCCUUGGGGAAGAACGUCCUCAGCUCCCCAAGUUUGAAGUAGACCCAGCAUACAAAAGGAGAAUCCCUGAUCUUGCUGCUUUGUGUGCUGGGAUGAGAAAGACUCGUCCAGCAAAGGUGCUUGGGAUUCAAAAGAAAGGGGAUGCUGCAGGGGCUGACCUGCUGGGGUCGAGAAAGUGGCAUCUGCAAGGACUUCCUCACAGACCCUGCCUCAGUUGGAAAACCUUUCCAGGUCCUCAGUCUACAACACAAAACACAAGAGCUCCAUAGAGUUCCAUUUCUUCAGUACUUAACUGACCUUCUAUCUCCAAUUGUUGAUGCCCACUUUGUUCCUGUCCACUACGGCACAUGAACAAAACAUCUACAGUGGAGAAAUGUACACAUAGAUAUAUAUACAUGCAUAUAUACGGGCAUACAAAUGUAGGCUGUCUUAGCAUACAAAAAGCUGAGUACUGUCUUCAGAGGUAGAGCUGGUGUGAGUGCAAUUAAUAUUACAUUUGCCAGCUGUAAACAGACAUCUGCAUUUCCUAGUGAGCUGCCAGCAACCAGAUUCUGGGAACACAAAUGAUGUGCCAAAGGCAGCGUAUCGAUUCCAAGUUCCAGGGAUGAUGAUGAGCGGGCGCAGAAUCAGAAAUAAAGGUCGGGCAUUGAUGUUCCAGAUCUGUCACCACACUGAGCAUCUGGAGUCGGUCUAGUGUCAGUGUCUGAGAAUUUAAUGUUAUCAUCUGAGUGUGCUACUGAUAAUGAAUUCGUUACUUUGGAAUAAAACAAAUCGGAAGGCUCAGCAAAUGGACAGCCUUGGAGAACCCAAUGCUUGAAAUGGACAAGCUGUAUCAGUUUCUUACUCCAAGACUUAUUCUAAAGGAUGGAGUUCAUUCUCCCUUGGCCAAGAUCGUUAAAACCUUUCAGACCUGACAAGGGUGGUCUCAGGAUCGCUAUGGAACUUUUCUCUGACCCCUGCUUUGGAGCUGGGGAUGUAUCUCUGGUGGUAACCUACUCCAGCAGUUUCCAAGGAGAUUGGAAUGUAUGGUCAAUCUUCAACUGUCCAGGAUAAAGGAAAGUAAAUAAAACACAAGGCAACUGGGGCACUCACUGGGCCUGAAAAAGACUUUUCUUCAUAACAGACAUAUUCCAGCUUCUGUAUUUUUUUUUUUUUUUUUUUAGUUACUUUGGUGGGAUAGCUCUCUGUGAUGAAGCUGCUACCCAACGUUUUAAAGCAUAUAGUACAGAAAAUGUUUACUAAAGACAAUAUCCACAUUUACAUUUACUUUUCCAACUUUGCAUAUGGAGGGUACAUGAAUAAGGCCUGAUGGCUGGAUUUUAGGGUACCGGUGGUGGGGGUGAGGUCAGAAAAAGUGCUAAGGAGGUAAGCGAGAGAAAAGGAACCAAGCUUCUGAGCAACCUAAAGCUAUUUGUGGGUUUUCCACGUGGAAAGGAGGCCAAAGAAAGCUUGUGGGGCAAUUAGGUGAGAGGUGUUCAACUAUGCAGUGACUCUGAAAACCUUCCUCUUCCCCAAAGUUAAUAUGCACAUCCACCAAAGUAUUGCCAAUGCACAUACUCGUGUGAAGGCCAAGCUUGUUUUCCAGAAGUUCAAUGCCAAGUGCCUGAUACAGUCAUCUGCAAGUCUAAACACAUGUAUUUAUCCUUUCUCAUUCUUGUUUUAAUUGGGGGGAUACGGAGAAGUGGUUGUCAAAUCAUGCAUAUUUUACACGGAGAGCCCUGCAUGGCUGGUCUGCUGCAACUGUGCUUUACUGAACAGGAGAGAAGGUAAGGCUUUGUGUCAGAAAGAGGUCUGGGCCUCUUUCCUCUAAAAUCCAUGCCCCCUUACUAGAGGAUGUAUUUUAUAUGCUGGGCAGGUAGUCCUUAAAACCUGAGUGGGAAGUGUGCUCUGGGACUCUAGAAACUUCAAAACUGAAGCUGAGUUUAAGGAUCUAUUUCUGCAUCAAUUCAGUCAACUUGCCUUCAACAAAGAGGAGUUGGCAAGUUCUACAUGUGUUGGAAGGACUACCGCAUCAAAAAGGCAGAGAAACCCAGACUGGGCAGUUGAUCCUGAAGAGAGCUCAUUCCUGUCACCACAUCAGAAGUGCCUAUGAAAUUGAAUCGUCCAGUUUGGGUUGACUUCACCAACUCCACUGUCGACGGAGGGGAAGCUUAAGAUGAGGUGAGAUCAGAGGCCAGGGGCAUCGUUCCCCAAUUUAAUCCUGAGUUUGAUUCUGAAAAAGAAAAGCUGGCUUUGCAUUACGUAGAACCAGCCAAAAAACAAACACGAAUGUUAAUCCUUCUGGAAUUAAGGGAAGCAUCAUUAAAGUUUUCUUUUUGGCAAAAUGUAUCCCCCCACCCCAACAGCAAGAACCUUUGGUUUUCAUUGUACAAGUGCUUUUCCUGGAAACUCUCAUACCCAAUUGCCUCCUCUUCUAUUAUUCAAAGCUUCCCUGUCUUUUUCUUCCAAGACAAGGACGUCUGAGCAGCGGGAGUAAAACUUCACAGGUGUGUAAAUAGGAAAGCAACAUUUCCACAAAGAGCCCGCAUGAUGGCAACUGUUCAUCAUCACUAAAUGCAAACAAAUAAAAACGCCAGUCUCAUUUCCCCCAUUUCUUAAGAGAAGAGAAGUAAAUGAAAGGAGGAAGAAAUAGAUUUGUCAUUAAAAGACAUGUCAGAAAGAUAUAGCUGAGUUGGUUCAAUUUGGCCUUCAGGUGCAGAAUACUCAGAAUUCAAAGGAAUGCAGAGUGGACUUAAUUAGAUGCAAUUGUCUCUAUCCUGAAAGUUGUCAGCUAUGCCUAAUUUCUAGCAUUUGGAAAGAGAUUCUUUUUGUUUCCUUCAAGGGUGCCCUUUUUAAGGCACACGGUCCGUUCCACACUACAGGGUGGAGAGAGAAAGAUUGUGAACCCGCUACCGUCCUUUUGGGGCUACAUUCUACAUUAUUUGGCAGAUUUAUAAGGAGAUCAAUGAUAAUGACGUGUAAUAAUAGCUGCCCUUGUGUUAGUGAAAGGGAGCAUUUUUAAUCCUUCAGAAAUUUUUGUGACAUGUAAAGUGCAGUUGUGAGGAAUGUGUGGGUGUACGAAAAUGUAUCCGUCAAGUUCAGAGUCCUCUAGAUUUAAAAAAAAAUUAUGACUUAUCAAUGGUGCCGUUAUAGCUGUGUCAGACAAUGGGUGUGCCCAUUCUCACAAUUAUCCUUAAAAAAGAAAGUCUAUGUUCAAAUGCUUUAAAAAUUUAUCACAUAAUACAAGAGUAUGACUUUGUCAGCCUUCUAGAGUUCUUUUUUCUUUUAUUUUCUUUCUUAUUUUUUCCUUCAAAAAAAAAUCAAUGAAGAUUUGAUUUCUGUCAAUAAUUGUAUUAAGGGUGAAUAUACUACCUGAAUUUUGUGCAUGUUACAUUGUAGUUGUAACCUUUUCUAAUUCAGGAUGAACACGAGAUGGUUGUGAUUGUGCAGUGUAUCAAUAAAGUUCAAAGAAAUUUGUAA